Epinephelus moara (kelp grouper) is the source of this 499-nucleotide messenger RNA. RefSeq names its product galactose-specific lectin nattectin-like. The transcript has 4 exons. The annotation marks the transcript as partial. NCBI's taxonomy places the organism in Eukaryota, Metazoa, Chordata, Actinopteri, Perciformes, Serranidae. The record is from RefSeq and is a predicted model, not a curated record.
ACUGCUGUGAGCCUUGUAAGACCUGCCCUUCUGGUUGGACUCAGUUUCAAGAUCACUGUUACAUUUACCACCAUGCUUCAAAGGACUGGGCUGAUGCCGAGGUUUCCUGCCUUGCCGACGGUGGGAAUCUGGCAUCAGUCCAGAAAUCAGAUGUUCAAGCGUUUGUCAAAAAGCUAAUCAACACAGCGACUAACAAAGAUGACCAAACUUGGGUUGGAGCUCAUGACACAUCAAAGGAGGGUGUGUGGAUGUGGAACGAUGGUUCCCCUUUUACCGGCAAGGGUUUUUGGGGUAAAGGGCAGCCCGACAACGCUGGCAACAAAGAACACUGCUUGGAGCUGAACUACCGCGGUGCUCCCAACGAUGUCCCUUGCCAUCUGAAGAGACCUUAUGUUUGUGGCAAGCACCUGUGAAGAUCACCUCCAUGUCAUCUGCAUCUGCCAUGGUGAUGUCACAUCACCAAUCAUGAUGUCAUUUCUAGCAGAGUGUCGAGCCUCGA